Molecule: messenger RNA, 1043 nt
Organism: Nematocida parisii ERTm1
Lineage: Eukaryota; Fungi; Microsporidia
Exons: 1
Coding region: 1-945 (314 amino acids)
Source: RefSeq, a predicted model, not a curated record
AUGCGAAUAGAAGAGAAAAGAUUACUUAAGUUCUUUAAGAACAAAGACGGUAUGAUGGAAGCAAAUGAAUUAAAGCAUGUAAUGCGCUGUAUAUACAAUACACUUGUGACUAAAGCAAAGGAGAAAGCAAGAAGCAAUAAACUAAAAGAAGGCGCAAUUGCCAAAGAGCCCAGUAGAAACCCCGUAGAAAAAGAGCAAACCGGCCUAGAAAUACAUGAAGCACCAAGUGUGCAGAGCAACAUAUACUACUCUCCUAUGGACAAAGCAUAUGCAGAUGGCGUAAGCAGUGGUGAAAGUAACGAGCCAAGUCCUUCUUCGGCUGAUUUAGACCAUGUUUCUAUGGAUGGAGGUCAGAUAUUUCAGGACAAUGCAUUUAAUUCUAUGCAUAAUUCACGCGUUUCACACACUGCAGUAAAUCAGCACUUUACUGGGGUUCCUGCCUUUAACCCAAACCCAUCAGCAGGCAGGCCAGAGUACAGGCCAGACAAUGCAGUUGGAAAUGUGUCGAACGUUAUGGGCGAUCCAAUAUUCCACAAUAUAAGUAAUUCUGUGAACAGUCCACGGAAUGGCGUACAAGACCCUUUCACUGACAGAAACACUGCCAUGCAUGGUAAUGAAGAAAGCACAAGUAAUCAUAUGGAGCAGAUCAAUACAACAGGCCCUGGCAGCACCAAUUCUAUGCACCCACCCACUUUAAACAGUUUUAGUGGCGUGGCUAGUAAUAGGAACACAGCAAAUAAUUUUAUAAAUCCAAAUAAUUCUGAAAAUGCUAGCAGUUCUCCUGAAACAGAAGUCCAAAAUAAUAAUGUGAUUUCAGGGGAAGAAAACUUUAUGGAAGAAUUUAAUGAAGAAACAAAGUCAUUGUACAAAUUCGCUAUAAAUGAAGAGACUGAGAAGGAGGUUUUAGGAGAAGUACCGUCUUUUUCUUUUAAUGUUCACAGUUAAGUGCUCAUAUUUAUCUUAUUGUUCAUAUAAGAAAUAAACCCAAGAUUCGUUAAAUUACCCAAAUAAGUAGUCUUUACAAUACAUAAAGAGCAAUUAUA